This is a messenger RNA of Trichomycterus rosablanca, 1804 nucleotides long. Its product is annotated as Nicalin-1-like. The transcript has 15 exons. The record is from RefSeq and is a predicted model, not a curated record. Gene Ontology annotation, biological process: regulation of signal transduction. The coding region runs from base 1 to 1671 and encodes 556 amino acids. NCBI's taxonomy places the organism in Eukaryota, Metazoa, Chordata, Actinopteri, Siluriformes, Trichomycteridae. Gene Ontology annotation, cellular component: endoplasmic reticulum membrane.
AUGCAUAUCAGCAACACAAGUCGAGGAAGCUCCAGACUCGGCAUCCUGCUGCUUCUCUCUGUACAGUUACUCCACGCUUCAGCUCUUCCUGCAGCUUCAUCCUAUGAGUUCACUGCUUACAGAAUGCAGCAGUACAACCUUCAGCAGGAGAAACAUGGCUGCCGUGGUGCCAUAGUUGUUGCAGAGGCACGUUGGGCGGACGAUUCUAGUCUGAGUCGGCGCUGUGCCAUCAUGAAACUGGCUGACUUUACGAUACAGCGCUUCCUACAGGCCAAGAGGCAGAAUGCAGCUGCUGUGCUCAUCCUGCUACCCCAAAACAUCUCUGUUGUACCCGAAGAUGUUGUCCAGAGUUUCAUGAUGACUGAGGCAGAAGCGCUGAAGAUUGAGACCCUCAUGCCUGUUUACGUAGUUCCUGAAGAUGAGCAGCUUUUAUACAUGUAUGAAGAGGUGAAACUGGCCGCGGCCACCAAAUCGAGGUCCUUCCUGGUCAGAGUUCUGAGCAGCAUGGUCACAACUACUGCCUUUCAGAUGGUGGUGAGCAACAACUCGCCCAUCAAGCCGAUCACUGAUACCUCCAUUGUUACACUAGAGGGUGUGCUUCCUGGAGUCAGAGAGGACCCGCCGACAAUAGUCAUCACCGCCCACUAUGACUCCUUUGGCCUGGCUCCGUGGUUGGCAUAUGGAGCAGACUCCAAUGGUAGUGGUGUCGCCAUCUUACUGGAAAUGGCUCGUCUGUUUCAGCGGCUCUACAGUGAUCCUCGCACCAAGGCUCCAUUUCACCUUCUUUUUUCUCUCACUGGUGGAGGAAAGUAUAAUUUCAUCGGCACCAAACGCUGGAUUGAUGAAAACCUGGAUCAUGCAGAAUCCAGCCUCUUACAUGAUAACGUGGCGUUCGUUCUCUGUUUGGACUCUCUCGGCUCUGGGGAUGAGCUUUUUCUUCACGUGUCCCGACCCCCAAAACCAGGAACACCUCAGUAUGGCUUCAUCCAACAGAUAGAGGAAGUCAUUUUGUCCAGGUUUCCAUGGGUCAUGAUUGGAACCAUACACAAAAAGAUCAACCUGCAGGAGUCUGUAGUAGCCUGGGAGCACGAGCGCUAUGGAAUGAAACACAUUCCAGGAUUCACCCUGUCCCACCUGGAGGACCCCAAAUCGGAGCGCCGGGGUUCCAUUCUCGAUACAGUGUCACAAGUGGACCUGCGUAAACUGAAGCGGAAUGCGGUUAUUGUUGUUGAGUCUUUGGCACGGUACAUGUACAACCUGUCAGAUAAGGGUUCUCCCAAGGACAUUCAGCUUUUCCGGGGCAGUUUGGAUGUUCUGGACAGUCGUUUAUCCGCGCUGAUGACCACAUUAACAUCUGUACCACGGGCAGCUCAGCUGAUGGACAAAGAGCCGCAGCACACUCUUCUCAUCAACAGCCUGGAGCAGGAGUUUAGACGCUACCUCCAGCAGGUCUACAGACAUACCUUUCACCAAGACCACAGAGAUCCAGUCAUAACAUUCUUUGAUCAAAUGAAGCAGCCGAUGAUGAUGUACAGGGUGAAGCCCGCUGCAUUCGAUCUGUUCCUGUGUGGCUGUAUUGCAGGUUAUUUAGGAGUAGUGUACUACGCAAUCCAGAACUUUGGUAAAUUGUACGCGAGGCUAAAGGCAGUCGUGAAGAGUAAACAGCAGUGAGAAGAGUCAGAGCAGAACUCAAUCAUGAUUGAAAAGGUGAAGACGGAGAAAAGCUGUUGAGGAUGCAAUACAGUGUUUUAAAAACGGGGAAAAUAAUUUAAUAAUCUGAAAAGACAGGUCAUUACUGCUUUUG